UCCAUCAUCAUCUUUCUCUCAUACCGUGCCCCUCUUCACCGACAUGGAUUCCUCGGAGUGGCCCGAGCCGGUCGUCCCAGUUCAGUCCUUAUCGGAGAGCGGCUUGACCGAGAUCCCCGCAAGGUACGUGAAGCCCCCCUCCGACCGGCCUGGUGCUGUCUCGUUCCUGGACGGCCCCGAGCAGGGCCUGAAGAUACCCGUCAUCGACCUCGGCGGCCUCGUCGGCGACUCGGGGGAACGACAGGCUACCGUGCAAGCGAUAUCGGACGCAUGCAAGGAAUGGGGCUUCUUCCAGGUGGUGAAUCACGGCGUAAGCCUCGAUCUGGCUGGGAGGAUGAAGAAGGUGUGGAUGGAGUUCUUCCACCUCCCCAUGGAGGAAAAAAAAGCCUACGCCAAUAACCCCAAGACAUACGAGGGGUACGGCAGCCGCCUGGGGGUCGAGAAAGAUGCCAUCUUGGACUGGACCGACUACUUCUUCUUCUAUCUCCAUCCAGACUCCCAGAAGAACCUUGACAAAUGGCCUCUCCGCCCUGAAACCUUGAGGGGGACCGCUGAAGAGUAUGGACGUGAGUUGGUGAAGCUGGGUGGGGUGUUGAUGAAGGUGCUGUCGAUAGGCCUGGGACUGGAUGAGGGCUACCUCCAGAAGGCGUUCGGCGGAGGCGACAUGGAAGCUUCCAUGCGUGUGUGUUUGUAUCCCAAGUGCCCGCAGCCGGAGCUGACCCUCGGCCUCUCGCCGCACUCCGAUCCUGGAGGCCUGACCAUCCUCCUGGCCGACGACCGUGUCAAGGGCCUCCAAGUUCGCAAGGGGGGUGCAUGGGUUCCUGUUCAGCCUGCCCCCGGGGCAUUCAUCGUCAACGUCGGUGACCAGAUUCAGGUGAUAAGCAACUCGGUUUAUCCAAGUGUGGAACAUCGUGUGAUUGCAAAUUCCGCAGAGGAGCGCUUAUCCUUAGCUUUCUUCUACAACCCUAAAGGUGAUUUGCCCAUCGGACCUGCACCAGAGCUCGUGACACCGCACCAUCCGCCACUCUAUCCAACAAUUAAAUACCGUGAGUAUAGGUUGCAUGUGAGGAACUGGGGUCUGCAUGGCAAAUUAGCAGUGGAAUCUUUGAAGGCCGUGUAGUCUAAAGAUCUUGUGUUGUUACUAUCCCAUGUAUGGGUCCAUGUGUUUUAUCCAAAAAAACAAGGGAUAUGUACAACGAAUUCUAAGAUGACAAAAUAAGAAACUAAUCGACAAAUCGUAUAUGUUUUUCGACCCUCCAGUGUUGAAAUAAAUGCCAUCUUUCAUGGCUAGUUUCUCUUUUGGUUCUUAUUUUAUAAUUUCUCUUUUGGCCCUUAUUUUGUUUGAGAUAUCUUAUUUAGUGGAAUUAAUAAAUACUCUCGUCUC
Molecule: messenger RNA, 1384 nt
Organism: Phoenix dactylifera (date palm)
Lineage: Eukaryota; Viridiplantae; Streptophyta; Magnoliopsida; Arecales; Arecaceae
Product: jasmonate-induced oxygenase 2-like
Source: RefSeq, a predicted model, not a curated record